Molecule: messenger RNA, 2927 nt
Organism: Callithrix jacchus (white-tufted-ear marmoset)
Lineage: Eukaryota; Metazoa; Chordata; Mammalia; Primates; Cebidae
Source: RefSeq, a predicted model, not a curated record
CCCGGGCGCCGCCCGCUCGCUCGGCCUGGCGAGGACAAAGGCGCGGCUGGGGACGGGGAGGAGGGGGCCUGUUAUCUUGCGGGCUCGCGGGGGAGCCCCCCCGGCCGGCCCGCCUCCGCCUCCCUCACGCUGAACCCUCUGAGGCCCCGGCCGGCCAGGCGGCCACCCCGGCUGUGAUUUGGGGACGCGGAAGGAUGGGGCCGGGGGUGCUGGGUGCCAGAUACUGUUGAUUCGGGCUCGCGUAGGCUUCCUCGGACAAUCAGCGGCGCCCCCUGCUCGCCCGGCCCCGGCGCCCGGACCUGGGGGUCAGCAAGGCUGCAACCGCAAGUUGGGUGGCGGGCGUUUGGGGGGGUCCUAAGGUGAAGAGCAAGAGUAAGCCAUGGAGCUUCGCGUGGGGAACAAGUACCGCCUGGGACGGAAGAUCGGCAGCGGGUCCUUUGGAGAUAUCUACCUGGGUGCCAACAUCGCCUCUGGUGAGGAAGUCGCUAUCAAGCUGGAGUGUGUGAAGACAAAGCACCCCCAGCUGCACAUUGAGAGCAAGUUCUACAAGAUGAUGCAGGGCGGCGUGGGGAUCCCGUCCAUCAAAUGGUGCGGAGCCGAGGGUGACUACAACGUAAUGGUCAUGGAGCUGCUGGGGCCCAGCCUCGAGGACCUGUUCAAUUUCUGUUCCCGAAAGUUCAGCCUCAAGACGGUGCUGCUCCUGGCCGACCAGAUGAUCAGCCGCAUCGAGUACAUUCACUCCAAGAACUUCAUCCACCGGGACGUCAAGCCUGACAACUUCCUCAUGGGGCUGGGGAAGAAGGGCAACCUGGUCUACAUCAUCGACUUCGGCCUGGCCAAGAAGUACCGGGACGCCCGCACGCACCAGCACAUUCCCUAUCGGGAAAACAAGAACCUGACUGGCACGGCCCGCUACGCCUCCAUCAACACCCACCUGGGCAUUGAGCAAAGCCGUCGAGAUGAUCUGGAGAGCCUGGGCUAUGUGCUCAUGUACUUCAACUUGGGCUCCCUGCCCUGGCAGGGACUCAAAGCAGCCACCAAGCGCCAGAAGUAUGAGCGGAUCAGCGAGAAGAAGAUGUCGACACCCAUCGAGGUCCUCUGCAAAGGCUAUCCUUCCGAAUUUUCAACAUACCUCAACUUCUGCCGCUCCCUGCGGUUUGACGACAAGCCCGACUACUCUUACCUACGUCAGCUCUUCCGCAAUCUCUUCCAUCGGCAGGGCUUCUCCUAUGACUACGUCUUCGACUGGAACAUGCUGAAAUUCAUGCGGCCCCCCUCCUGCCAGCCCCCUGCCCUUCCCUGCGGACGGCCCCGGGAUGAACUAGGGUGCAGCCCGGAACCCCGAGGACGUGGACCGGGAGCGGCGAGAACACGAGCGCGAGGAGAGGAUGGGGCAGCUACGGGGGUCCGCGACCCGGGCCCUGCCCCCUGGCCCACCCACGGGGGCCACUGCCAACCGGCUCCGCAGUGCCGCCGAGCCUGUGGCUUCCACACCAGCUUCCCGCAUCCAGCCAGCUGGCAAUACUUCUCCCAGAGCGAUCUCGCGGGUGGACCGGGAGAGGAAGGUGAGUAUGAGGCUGCACAGGGGCGCACCCGCCAACGUCUCCUCCUCAGACCUCACUGGGCGGCAAGAGGUCUCCCGGAUCCCAACCUCACAGACAAGUGUGCCAUUUGACCAUCUCGGGAAGUGAGGAGAGCCUCCAGUGGACCAGUGUUUGCUUAGUGUCUUCACUGUAUUUUCUUUUAAUAAACAAAAAAAGAUGGAAAAAAUAAACCACUCAAAAGAACAACAACAAAAAAACCCAGCACACAACCGACAAUGGAUUUUGUUUCUUUGAUUUCUUUGCCAAUGGCAAGAAGAUGGGAUGCCCUCAGCACUGAGGAUUCUUGCCCCCUUGUGGUGCCUGCUGCCCCCAAUCUUCAGGCUGCCAGACGCUCCCCCGACAGCUCCAGGCUAUAGGAGUCAGACGCCAACCGGCCUGCCUUUCCUGCCCCCACCCACCUGCCGGGAGAGGAACGGUCCAUGUCCCGGAAGUGGCAGGUCCCAGAGCCACAGCUGGCCCUUGAGCAUCAUCGGAGUGAUGUGGUCAGUCGAAACCCACCGAGUUUCCCUAGUCUCAGAAUCCAGGAGAUACGCACAGCGACACCCACUCUGAGAUGACAGUGGCCAACUUCCCAGGCUGAGCUUUUCCAGUGUCCCCCUGACCUCCAGGCUCCUCCUCUGCAUCUCCUUGGAGUGGGUGGGGAGGUGGUGGGGGUCGGCGUCCUUUGUGCGUGUGUGUGGAUGUAUUGACCCGUGUUUCCCAGGACAGCAGGUGCCCUGGCUCACCCCACCUGCCAGGCCAAAUUCCUGUUCUCCCGUAUCUACUAACAAGAAUAUGGGGGUGGGUGGUGACCUCCGAAUCCCUCAGAGCUCAGAGGGUCCUUGCUGCUGCCGAUCCCUCCCCCAGCCCGUCAUCAGCUGGUGGCAGCUCCAUCUUCCAUUCCUGGUUUUAGGGCAGAAUCCAUGGAGACUACUUCCAGAAGGCAUCUGGCUCUGAGUUAUAAAUGACUUCCCUGUUCCUGACAGUCACCUGGGGUCCCCCCUCUCCCUGGAUUCCACCGUCCUGAGCAGGGGCCUGGGGUCAGGGCUGGGUUUCGGAUUAACCAUCCUUCCUAGUUAACACCUCUUUUUGUUAUUUUAUUUUUGUUUGUUUUCUCCAUGUGUUUUCCUAAUUUAUUUACCUCUCUUUCCCCUUUUUCCUUUUUUUUUUUUUUUUUUUUUAAUUAAAGAGCAAAGCUUUUUAUUACUUUGUAAUUUAAAAAACAAAAAAAAUACUGAAGAACUUUGGGGGGAAUUUUGUACUUUUUCCUGUGUAAAUAUUGGACUUUUUUGAGCUUUAUUGUGGCUGUUAAUUUGAAGUAAUAAAGUAGAAAAGAUAAAGAGA